Arctia plantaginis is the source of this 1407-nucleotide messenger RNA. The record is from the annotation of a GenBank genome assembly. Lineage: Eukaryota; Metazoa; Arthropoda; Insecta; Lepidoptera; Erebidae.
AUGGACAAAAAUAUUAAGAAAAAAAACCAUGUGAAUGGCAAAUAUAAGAAAAAUGGGAAGUCAGAAAGCUAUAGAACUGACGAUGAUGUCAUUACUACUUGCUGCCUCUGCGUUAAGACUAAAAAGAGUAAGAAAAAGAGUUUCAUAGCUGGCUGUGUGACAAAUUUGGGUAUCUUCACAUUACUCUUAGCCUACACUUUACUAGGAGCCUUUAUAUUCCUAGCAAUUGAAGGUGGGGCAGCCAAAGUUCACCAGAAAACUCUAGCCACUACGUCAUACCAAGCGAGUGAAAAUCAAAAAUUAGUGCCGCUGUCCAAAUUAAAUGGUACUAUCAGUCAAGCCAGUGCAGAAUUAAGAUCACAAACUGUGGAAAGUAUUUGGGAGAUUACAGUUUCGUUGAACAUUCUGUAUAAGGAGAAUUGGACAAGGUUGGCAGCUCAAGAAAUUGCGAGGUUUCAGGAGAAGUUAGUAGCAAGAGUUGCGGCCGAUGUCUCAGCGCAGUACGGCGGUGCAAGAGCGUUGGAAUCAGCACCCGCGUUGGUAGUUGACGAUUAUGAAUGGAACUUUGCAAAGGCGUUUUUAUACUCACUGACUGUCUUAACGACUAUUGGUUAUGGAAGCGUGGCACCUCGAACAGCUUUAGGGAAAGCGGUCACAAUUGGGUAUGCAGUCAUAGGUAUACCUCUAACACUUCUUUACCUAUCCGUAGUUGGUGCUUUACUAUCAAGAUUAGCGAGAAGCGUGUUUAGUAGAGCUUUGUGCUGUUGCUUAUGCACAAAAUGCGGAUAUUGCUGCCUUGAUGAGAGAACUAUGACAAGUAAAGAAAGGAAAGAAAAAGUAAGAAGGCAGGACGAUUAUAGACACCAGACUCUUCAUCUACAGGAACCGUAUUACGUAAGGUCGCCAUCAGGGACAAUAAUAUCAGCCUCUCAAGCUCACAGUGUUAGCACGAAUUCCAUCAAAGACAAGACUCAAGGUCUCAGCUUUUUAAGAGACUGCGAUUCUAUGAGUUGCACUGACACAGAUUCUAAAGUGUCUCUGCGAGGGUUAUCGAUUCUAGCUCCUAUAUCUUUAUGUUUGGCUGCUAUCUUUACUUAUAUUUUCUUUGGAGCACUAGUUUUGUAUCAGCUGGAAGGCUGGAGUCCUAUAGAUGGAGUUUAUUUCUGCUUUAUGAGUCUCAGCACAAUUGGUUUUGGUCAUUUAGCUCCAGGAGCAACUCAGAAGAAUGGUGCGUCUUCAGGUACCGUUUGGUUUUGUUCAAUAUACAUUAUGACUGGACUUGCUCUCACUGCCAUGUGUUUUAAUGUUCUGCAUGAUGAGAUCGUUCACAGAUUAAGACAUCACGAGAAAGUUUUAAAAGCAACUAAUCAGAAGGUUCUUACGUCGGAGUUUUUACAUAGAUCUUGA